AUGUCCCGCGAAGCCUUCACCCCCCCCUCGGCCCUGCAGAACAACAAUGUCGGCGGCUCCUCCUCCUCUUCGCAGCAACAACAAGGCGGCUUCUCCAUCACCGGCGCCGGCAGCACGUUCGAGGACACCUCCAAGCCCGUGCAGUACCUGUGCGGCGAUUGCGACCAUAAAGUGCAGCUGAAGAAGGGCGAUCCCAUCCGGUGCAAGGAGUGCGGGUAUCGUGUUCUGUACAAGGAGCGCACGAAUAGGUCGGUCGAGAAACUGCGCGCAUGGAAUGGUAAGGAGGGCGAAUGCUGA
Messenger RNA from Lecanosticta acicola, 297 nucleotides. The record is from the annotation of a GenBank genome assembly. Lineage: Eukaryota; Fungi; Ascomycota; Dothideomycetes; Mycosphaerellales; Mycosphaerellaceae.